This is a messenger RNA of Danio rerio (zebrafish), 2331 nucleotides long. It is a transcript of the gene nkiras2, whose product is annotated as NFKB inhibitor interacting Ras-like 2. Lineage: Eukaryota; Metazoa; Chordata; Actinopteri; Cypriniformes; Danionidae. The record is from RefSeq and is marked provisional. Gene Ontology annotation, molecular function: GTPase activity; GTP binding. Gene Ontology annotation, biological process: negative regulation of canonical NF-kappaB signal transduction. Gene Ontology annotation, cellular component: cytoplasm.
GCACAUAAACAGGAAAAGAGUCGGACUGUAGGCGAUCAUGGGCAAGAGCUGUAAGGUGGUGGUGUGUGGCCAGGGCUCAGUGGGCAAAACUGCAGUUCUGGAGCAGUUACUGUACGCCAACCAUGUAGUAGGUUCAGAGACUAUGGAGACCCUGGAGGACAUUUACAUUGGCUCUGUGGAGACGGACCGCGGGACUCGAGAGCAGGUGCGAUUUUAUGACACCCGCGGGCUGCGUGACGGUCAGGAGUUCCCACGCCACUACUUCACCUUUGCGGACGGAUUCGUGUUGGUGUACAGUAUCGACAGCAGAGAGUCCUUCAAACGAGUCGAAGCUCUCAAGAAGGAGAUCGACCGCUGCCGAGACAAGAAAGAGGUCACUAUAGUAGUAGUGGGCAAUAAACUGGACCUGCAGGACCAGAGGCGGGUCGACAGCGAGGCAGCUCAGCAAUGGGCACGGCAGGAGAAGGUGCGACUAUGGGAGAUUUCUGUGACCGACAGACGGACGCUCAUCGAGCCCUUCGUCCAUCUGGCCAGCAAAAUGACCCAACCUCAGAGCAAAUCCACCUUCCCGCUCAGCCGCAACAAGAACAAGACUAGCGGAUCUCUGGACAGCUAGAGAUCCAGACUAACGUAAGGGAGAGCAGACACUCAGUUUUAUAUUCUUCACAAUGUUUUAAAUUGCCAUUAUAAGCUGUACGUGUCCAGCACACUGAAUGAAGUUACUGCAUUGAAGUUUUAUAUUGAUAAACAUAAAUGUUCAUAUGUUGCUGUGUGAAAUUUCUCUCAAGCUUCUCUUGAAAUAUUUGACUGAUAACACUAUACUGCUUUUACACUGAGAUGUAUACCUCUGCAGCAAGGAUGACUCCAAUUACUCAACUUUGUAUUUGAUUUCGUAAAAUGAUGUUGGUGCCAUGUCAACUGCUAUUUUUGAAGACUCUUUAAUAGAAUAUUGCAGACUGCAUGGUUGUUUUACUUAUCUUUGGUGCUUAUAUUUGCGUGAGACAACAUUCCUAUUUCUCAAAAAAAAAAAGUUACUGAUUCCAGAAGUGCGGCUCUGUAAGUAUGCAAAAGCUAAAUUUAGUGUAUGUGUUGAUUUUUGUGUGUUAAAGGAACGCUCCACUUAAAAAAAAUUGUCUUAUUUUGCAACUCUUUUAGAGUUAAGCAGUUUAGUUUCAUCAUUUUUGAAUCCAUUCAGCCAAUCUCCAGGUCUGGAGGAAGCGUUUUUAGCUUAGUUUAGCAUAGAUCAUUGAAUCGGAUUGGACCAUGAGCAUCUCAUUUAAAAAUUGACCAAAGAGUUUAGAAAAUUUUCCUAUUUAAAGCUUGAUUCUUUUGUAGUUAUAUUGUUUAUGAUGACCAACAGAAAAUGAAAAUAAGCUAUUUUGCAGGCAGACAUGUUUAGGAACUAUACUCUCAUUUAGGCGUAUUAAGCAACAAACUUUGCGGCUGAACCAUGGCUGCAUGAUAUUACUAAAUCAGCUUUUUGAGUCAGAUGCUAAUGGUCUAAUCCCAUUUAAUGAUCUAUACUAUCCUAAGCUAAGCAUGCUCCCCACAGACCAGAAGUUUGGCUGAAUGGAUUCAAAAAUGGUAAAACUCAAUUGUUUAACUGUAUGAAAGUUGUGAAAUGAGCAGAUUUUCUAAAAAGGGCAGUGUUCCUUUAAAGCAGUGGUCACCAAACUUGUUCCUGGAGGGCCGGUGUCCUGGAGAUUUUAGCUCCAACCCUAAUCAAACACACCUGAACAAGCUAAUCAAGGUCUUACUAGGUAUACUUUUUACAAGGUAUACUAGGUUAGUUGAAGCAAGUUGAAGCUAAACCCUGCAGGGACACUGGCCCUCCAGGACUGAAAUUGGUGACCCCUGCUUUAAAGCAUAGGUCUCAAAUUGGAUUCCUGGAGAGCCGCUGCUCUGCACAGUUUUGCUCAAACCCUAAUCAAACACAGCUGUUGCAACUAAUUAAGGUGUUCAAGGCUACUAGAGACUAUUAAGCAGGUGAGAGUUGGAGGUGGUUGGAGCUAAACUAUGCAGAGCUGUGGCCCUCCAGGAAUUGAGUUUGACCACUGUUUAAAGUAUCACCACUGUGCCAUUUUUGCCCUGAUGAUAUAUUUGUGAGUAGUCAGUCAUGUUAUAUAAUGUUUGCUUUUGGUUGAAGCACUUACUUAAUUUCUUUUUAAAUCAGGAGAAAAAAGCAUGACUUGUAAACAGUCUACUCAUAUCCUAUUUUUAGCUUUAAUUUAUUUCAAAUGCAUUUUGAAAUGUUUAAAAGCAUCAUAAUGUAUUUUUGGCUGAAAACAAAUACUGUAUGAGCAGCUUUUUUAAUAAAGAUGCUUGGCUGGA